This is a messenger RNA of Rhagoletis zephyria (snowberry fruit fly), 909 nucleotides long. The record is from RefSeq and is a predicted model, not a curated record. Lineage: Eukaryota; Metazoa; Arthropoda; Insecta; Diptera; Tephritidae.
AUGUCCCUGGUGGCGAACAUCAGCGAGAGUGAGCGGAUCUUCAUCAACCACGGCGUCGACCUGAACAUCCGCUCCGACGGCCGCUCCUGCACCGACUUUCGCAACAUUCUGCUGGAGCAGGGCGUCAUUGAGACGUGCAACGGCUCGGCCCAUGCUCGCUCCGGAAACACCGACGUCCUCGUGGGCAUCAAGCUGGAGCUGGAGGAGGUGGCUGACGUUGAUACCUUUGCUGACGCUGCCGCCGCCGCCGCCUCGGACUCGAGAGGACGGUUGCAGAUCUUCGCCGACAUCUCGGCGAUUGCCUCGCCGGCGUUUGAGGGCCGCAAGGGCGAAGACAUCACCUGCCAGUUGGAGGCACUCUUUGCCGAGUUCCUGCCCGACUACCUCGACCUGGAGAAGCUGGUCAUCGUGCCCCAAAAGUCCUACUUCGCCAUGCACAUUGACAUUGUCAUCCUCGAGUGCUCGUCCUUUGCUUCGCUCGUCGACGUCACCUCCAUCGCCAUCAAGACGGCACUUUACGAUGUCAAAAUUCCCCACACUGUUGUCCUGAGUGUGGAGCACAAUGAGUUCCAGGUUAGCGAGGACAGCUUCCAAGCGACCUCCCUGGACGCCUCAAAGGUGCCCCUCGUCACCUCCUACACCAAGGUCGCCUCCAAGUUCAUCGUCGAUCCAACGUGGGAGGAGGAGCAGGCCAGCGUCGGCACCGUCUCCAUUGCCUUCUUCCCUCCCGACGAGAUUGUCCGCAUAAAGAAGCUCCGCGUGGGCUCCAUCAGCUCAGAGGCCUUUCCCGACCUGUACCAGCUGGCAACCAAGUUCGGCCUGGAGCUCGCCGAAAAGUUUACCGCGAAGAUGAGCGAGCAGAACAGUCGGCUGAAGACCAACGGCAAAAUUACCUUUUCGUUGAACUGA